Messenger RNA from Myodes glareolus (Bank vole), 5475 nucleotides. The record is from RefSeq and is a predicted model, not a curated record. Lineage: Eukaryota; Metazoa; Chordata; Mammalia; Rodentia; Cricetidae.
GCUUAAUCAGAACUUUCUCACAGCCCUCAAGGAUACUGGAGCAAGCAGAGCAGGCACUCUUGAACUCAAAUGGCUUUUAAGUCAGAAUUGACUCCAGAUGGAACUGAGUCACAUGUGGAAAUGGAAUAGUAUACUAUUGUGUGAAUGUACUGCAUUUUCAUUAUCGAUUCUUCAGUUGAUGGACCUCCGGGCUUUUUCCAAUUCUUGGCUAUUGUGAAAUGGAUAGCAAUGAAUAUGGAUAUACACGUAUUAUUAUAGUAAUAUGUAGAUUCCUUUUGGAUGUAUGCCCAAGAGUUGUAUAGAUGGGUCAUAUGUGCCACCAGAAGAUAUUACCUAGGUGCAGUGGAAGUGUACUGGAACUAUAGGCAGAGUGACUUACUCAAUGUGCUGCACACGGACACAAGAUUUCUUCCUAGAAUGCCAACAUCUUUUCCAUUCAACACCUCCACCAUGUACAAAAAGACGGUAUUUGUAGAGUACGUGGACCACCUUUUCAACAUUGCCAAGCCCAGGCCACCCUGGAUGGGUCUGUUGGGUCCUACUAUUUGGACUGAGGUUCAUGACAUUGUGGUCAUUACCCUUAAAAACAUGGCUUCUCAUCCUGUCAGUCUUCAUGCUGUUGGUGUUUCCUACUGGAAAUCUUCUGAGGGAGCUGAAUAUGAAGAUCAGACAAGUCAAAGAGAGAAGGAAGAUGAUAAAGUUUUUCCUGGUGAAAGUCAUACCUAUGUUUGGCAGGUCCUGAAAGAGAAUGGUCCAAUGGCUUCUGACCCUCCAUGUCUCACCUAUUCAUAUCUAUCUCAUGUGGAUCUGGUGAAAGAUUUGAAUUCAGGCCUCAUUGGAGCUUUGCUAGUGUGUAAAGAAGGAAGUCUGUCCAAAAAAAGAACACAGAUGUUGCACCAAUUUGUACUACUUUUUGCUGUGUUUGAUGAAGGAAAGAGCUGGCAUUCAGAAACAAAGGACUCCUUCAUACAGGCUAUGGAUUCCAUGUCUACUGGAGCCUGGCCUAAAAUGCACACAGUCAAUGGAUAUAUAAACAGGUCUCUGCCAGGUCUGAUUGGAUGCCAUAAGAAAUCAGUCUACUGGCACGUGAUUGGAAUGGGUACCACCCCUGAAGUGCACUCAAUAUUCCUUGAAGGUCACACGUUUCUCGUGAGGAAUCACCGUCAGGCUUCAUUGGAAAUAUCACCAAUAACUUUUCUUACUGCUCAAACACUCUUGAUAGAUCUUGGAGAGUUCCUGCUAUUUUGUCAUAUCUCUUCCCAUAAACAUGAUGGCAUGGAAGCUUAUGUCAAAGUAGAUAGCUGCCCUGAGGAACCCCAAUGGCAAAAGAAAAAUAAUGAAGAAAUGGAAGAUUAUGAUGAUGAUCUUGAUUCAGAAAUGGACAUGUUCAUAUUGGAUGAUGACAACUCUCCUUUUAUCCAAAUUCGCUCAGUUGCCAAGAAGUACCCUAAAACUUGGAUACAUUAUAUUUCUGCUGAGGAGGAAGACUGGGACUAUGCUCCUUCACUUCUCACGUCAGAUGAUGGAAGUUAUAAAAGCCAGUAUCUGAGCAAUGGUCCUCAUCGGAUUGGUAGGAAAUACAAAAAAGUCAGAUUUAUAGCAUACACAGAUGAAACCUUUAAGACUCGUGAAACUAUCCAGCAAGAAUCAGGAAUCUUGGGACCUUUACUUUAUGGGGAAGUUGGAGACACUUUGUUGAUUAUAUUUAAGAAUCAAGCAAGCAGACCAUAUAACAUUUACCCUCAAGGGAUCACUGAUGUCAGCCCCCUGCACUCAAGGAGAUUGCCAAGAGGUAUAAAGCAUGUGAAAGAUUUUCCAAUUCGUCCAGGAGAGAUAUUCAAGUAUAAAUGGACAGUAACUGUAGAAGAUGGACCAACUAAAUCAGAUCCACGGUGCCUGACCCGCUAUUAUUCAAGUUUCAUUAACCCUGAGAGAGAUCUAGCUUCAGGACUCAUUGGCCCUCUUCUCAUCUGCUACAAAGAAUCUGUAGAUCAAAGAGGAAAUCAGAUGAUGUCAGACAAGAGAAAUGUUAUCCUGUUUUCUCUGUUUGAUGAGAACCAAAGCUGGUACCUCACAGAGAACAUGCAACGCUUCCUCCCCAAUGCAUCUGAUACACAGCCCCAGGACCCUGAGUUCCAGACCUCCAACAUCAUGCACAGCAUCAAUGGCUAUGUUUUUGGUAGCUUGCAGUUGAAAGUUUGUUUGCAUGAGGUGGCCUACUGGUACAUUCUCAGUGUUGGAGCACAGACAGACUUCUUAUCUAUCUUCUUCUCUGGAUAUACCUUCAAACACAAAAUGGUCUAUGAAGAUACACUUACCCUGUUCCCAUUCUCAGGAGAAACUGUCUUUAUGUCGAUGGAAAACCCAGGUUUAUGGGUCUUGGGAUGUCAUAAUUCUGACUUUCGGAAGAGAGGUAUGACAGCUUUGCUGAAAGUUUCUAGUUGUGACAAGAGUAUUAGUGAUUAUUAUGGAGAAAUGUAUGAAGAUAUUCCAACACAGUUGGUAAAUGACAACAUCAUUGAACCCAGAAGCUUUUUUCAAAAUUCAAAUCAUCCUAAGACUAGGAAAAAAAAAUUCACAGCCACCACAAUUCUAGAAAAUUAUGUAGAGAAGAUUGAGACUCAGUUUGGAGAGACAGCAGAGACGUUUAAAAUGCAAAGUGUUUCCUCUAGUGACUUGUUGAUGCUUUUGGGACAGAGUCAUCCUACUCCACAUGGUUUAUCCUUAUUAGAUAACCAAAAAGCCAUCUAUGAAGCUAUUCCUGAUGAUCAUUCACUUGAUGCAAUAGACAGCAAUGAAGACUCAUCUAAAGAGGCCCAAGUCAGGUCAGAACACCAUCAAAGUGGGAAAAUAGUAUUUACUCCUGAACCAGACUGCCAGUUAAGAUCAAAUAACAGUUUGGAGACAACUAUAGAUGUAAAGUGGAAGAAACUUGAUUUGCAAGUUUCUAGUCUGCAAAAUAAUCUAAUGACCACAACAAUUCUGUCAGAUAACUGGACAGCAAUUUCUGAGGAGACAGGUUAUUCAGAAUCUCCAGGUAUGCCAGUUCACUUUAUUAGUAAAUUAAAUACCAUUGCAUUUGGUAAAAAAACACAUCCCUUUAUUAGGUCUCAUGCACCUCUGAGCAUUAGUGAAGGAAAUAGUGAUUCCAACUUGUUAGAUGCAACUUUAAUAAAUAAUCAAGAAAGUUCACUGGGAGAUAAUAUAUCAUCAAUAGAGAAUGAUAGAUUAUUCAAAGAGAAGAGAUUUUAUGUGAUUGCUUUGUUAGCCAAUGAUAAUACUUUAUUCAAAGAUAAUAUAUCUUUGAUGAAAACAAAUGAGACAUAUAAUUGUUCAACCACUAAUGGAAAAGUUCACAUUGACAGCCCAGCAUCAAUUGAGAAUAGUACAGCAGUCUUGCAAGAUACUGUAUUAAAAAUCAAUAGUGAAAUUCAAGGAUUAACACCUUUGAUUCAUGAUGGAGCACUUUCAGGCAAAAAUACUACAAAUUUCAGACUGAAGUAUAUGCUAACUAGAACUGACUCAUCAAAAAAUAAAGAAAUAUUUCACCAAAAAGAUAAAGAUCCUACUAUACAAGAUAAAGAAAAUACAAUCAUGACAUUUUUCAAGAUACUGUUGCCAGAAUCAGCAAAUUGGAUGAAGCAGACCAAUUUAAAUAACUCCUUGAACUCUGAGCAAGGGCCUAGCCUAAAGCAAUUAGUAUAUUUAAUGUUAGAAAAGUCUGUGAAAAAUCAGAAUUUCUUGUCAGAGAAGAAGAAAGUGAUACUAAAACAGGAUGGAUUUACAAAGGACACAGGACUCAAACAUAGGGUUUUUUCAAGCAACAUGAGUAUAUUUCUUACUAGCUUGCCUAAUAUACAAGAAAAUGAUAGGUACAAUCAAGAAAAAGAUAUUCAGGAAGAGAUAGAAAAGGAAGCAUCAAUCGAAGAAAAAGUAAUUUUGCCUCAGGUACACAUAGCAACUGGUUCUAAGAACUUCCUGAAAGACAUUUUCUUUCUAGGCAGUAGGCAAAAUAUAAGUUUAGAUGAAGAGAUACCUGCACUAAUACUUCAAGACAUCAGUUCAUUAAACAACUCAACAAAUACAGUAGAGAUUCAGAUGGCCCAUUUCUUUAAAAGAAGGGCGGAUGAGGAAACAAAUUUAGGAGGCUUGGUAAAUGAAACUAGAGAAGCAGUAAAGAACUAUCCACGCCAGAAGAAUAUUAUUACUCAACGUAGUAAACGAGCUUUGGGACAAUUCAGACUCACACUAGAAGAAACAGAGCUUGAAAAGCAACAAAUUGUAAAUAGUGCCUCAACUCAAUGGCCUCAAACCAUGAACUAUUUGGCAAAGAGUUUUAUUACACAGAUAGACCAGAGCAAGGAAAAGGAAAAGUUCAUUAUUCAGUCUCCCUUAUUGGAUUCUACAAUGAUUAAAAGCACCACUCAGAAAAAUAGUUCAGGAUCACACAUUGUAAAAACUUCAGCAUUUCUACCAACAGAUCUCAAGAGAAUCCCAUUUCAAGACAAAUUUUUUCAUGUUCUAGCAUCAUCCUACACUUAUGACAUUAAGACAAAAAGUUCCAGAGUUCAAAAAAGUAGUCAUUUCUUAAAAGAAACCAAGAGAAAUAACUCUUCUUUAGCCAUCUUACCAUGGGAGAGGAUCAUAAACCAAGGAAAAUUUGCCUCCCCAGGGACAAGUAAUACAAACUCAGUCACAUAUAAGAAACUUGGGGACAUUGUUCUCUUGAAACCAGUCUUGCCUGAAGAAUCUGACAAAGUUGAAUUGCUUCCUCAAAUUUCCAUUCAUGAAAAAGAACUUUUGCCUAAAAGAACUAGCCAUGAAUCUCCUGGACACCUGGAUCUCAUGAAAGAGGCCUUUCUUCAGAAAACACAGGAAGCAAAGAGACAUGUGGAAAGUCUGAAAGGAACAAGAGAGAGCUCUGAAAAGACUCCCUCUAAACUGCUGGACCAUCAUACUUCACAGAUACAAAAAGAUAAGUGGAAAUCCAAAGAGAAGUCACCAGAAAUUAUACCCAUUAAGAGAGAGGAUACCAUUUUGUCUCUUAACCCUCAUGAAAACAAUCAUUCAGUAGUGGCAAAUGAGAAACAAAAUUGUUCCCAAAGAGAGGCCUCUUGGGUAAAGCAAGGUCAGACUCAAAGAUUGUGCUCUCAAAACCCACCAAUCUUGAAACGCCAUCAAAGGGAACUUAGUGAUUUUCAGUCAGAACAAGAUGCAACUGAUUAUGAUUCUAUCACUGUUGAAACAAAUGAGGAUUUUGACAUUUAUGGUGAAGAUAUAAAGCAGGAUCCCCGCAGCUUUCAAAAGAAGACACGGCACUAUUUUAUUGCAGCUGUGGAGCGACUCUGGGACUAUGGAAUGAGUGCAUCUCCCCAUGUUCUACAAAAUAGGUUUGUAUUUUUUGGUUUUUUCUAUGCUAUUGUGGCCUUUGAUAUUCUAGGUGUCAAAAUGAUUUUAUAAAAUGUCAUCAUUGUC